Molecule: messenger RNA, 328 nt
Organism: Owenia fusiformis
Lineage: Eukaryota; Metazoa; Annelida; Polychaeta; Sabellida; Oweniidae
Source: the annotation of a GenBank genome assembly
AUUGGCCAGCAAGGACAGUUGCAAAUUGUCACUGUCUCCCUUCUCCUUUAAAUCUUGAAGAAUUGUAUGUGACUAAUACCAUGUUUGACAUUCAAUAUUCCAUAUGCAAGUACAGCUAUUCCUUUUGUCAGCCUAAUCGCAUCAAAGUAAUAGAUUUCACAGGCACUUCUAUCGGGGGAUGGGGGCAACUGGAAGGAUUAAAGGACAUAAUGUAUUUAAGUCUACAGAACACAAAUACAACAAUACUCAAUAUUGAAGCCUUUAACUGCAAGCACUGGCCAAAAAUACAAACGUUACUUCUCGGAAAUCUUGACCUUAGACCUACAAU